Ceutorhynchus assimilis (cabbage seed weevil) is the source of this 1736-nucleotide messenger RNA. NCBI's taxonomy places the organism in Eukaryota, Metazoa, Arthropoda, Insecta, Coleoptera, Curculionidae. The record is from the annotation of a GenBank genome assembly.
AUCUAAAUGAAUAAAUUUUUGUUUUGUUAUCACUUUUACGGGUUCCAGUGUUGAUUACAGUGUGUCAGGGUCAGGACUAUAUAGAUUUUUAAAUAGAAUAUCAUAAUGAUUCGAUCAGCUACCUCGCCAGUCCUCAACCUCCUCAAACGCCAAUACUCAAAUGUAGCCCCCACAACCAAACUUUUCAUCGACGGCCAGUUCGUGGACUCAAAAACCACCCAAUGGGUGGACCUGCACGAUCCUGCCACCAACAAUCUAGUAACCAGAGUACCACAAAGUACCCAAACAGAAAUGGAAGCAGCAGUUGAAUCGAAUCUAAAAGCCUACGAAUCGUGGAAGAAUACAUCGGUAUUAACAAGGCAGCAGCUGAUGCUGAAGCUGCAAGCUGUUAUUAGGAGGGACAUGAAGAAAAUCGCAGCUAAUAUUACUUUGGAACAAGGCAAAACUUUAGCUGAUGCUGAUGGUGAUGUUAUCAGAGGAAUCCAGGUUGUCGAGCACGCUUGUGCAGCUGGUACCCUCCUACAAGGCGAAUCUCUCCAAACAAUCUCAAAAGACAUGGACAUCACCUCAUACAAAGUACCCAUCGGAGUAACGGCGGGCAUUUGCCCAUUCAACUUCCCAGCCAUGGUACCACUUUGGAUGUUCCCUAUGGCCUUAAUAGCUGGCAACACGAUGUUAUUGAAACCUUCAGAACGCGAUCCCGGUGCCACGAUGCUACUUUGCGAACUCCUAAACGAAGUUGGGUGCCCUCCAGGCGUGGUCAACGUAAUUCAUGGUACUCACGAUGCGGUUAACUUUAUUUGCGAUCAUCCAGAGAUUAAAGCUAUUAGCUUUGUGGGUGGGGAUAGGGCUGGGAAACAUAUUUAUUCCAGAGGUGCUGCCAAUGGCAAGAGGAUUCAGUCGAAUAUGGGUGCCAAGAACCACGCGAUUGUGCUGCCCGAUGCUGAUAAAAAUGCUGCUUUGGAUUCUUUGGUUGGUGCUGCUUUUGGUGCUGCCGGGCAAAGGUGUAUGGCUCUCAGUGUCGUAAUUCUAGUAGGAGAGGCACGAAAAUGGAUACCAGAUUUGGUAGCUAAAGCCAAGCAAUUGAAAGUAAAUGCCGGACAUGAACCUGGUACCGAUGUUGGUCCAGUAAUAUCGCCACAAGCCAAAGAAAAAAUUUUGCAACUCAUUGAAGCUGGUAUCAAACAGGGUGCAAAAUGUCCUUUGGAUGGCCGCAACGUCAAAGUCGAAAAAUACCCAAACGGUAACUUUGUAGGCCCGACAAUUCUCACUGAAGUACUGCCAAGUCAUGAUUGUUACACACAAGAAAUCUUUGGGCCGGUACUAUCAGUAAUGACAGCGGACACGUUGGACGAUGCCAUUGCAAUUAUUAACAAAAACCCUUACGGUAAUGGUACUGCUAUUUUUACCACAAGCGGAAACCAUGCAAGACAAUUUGUACAUGAAGUGGACGCAGGCCAAGUGGGUGUAAACGUACCAAUUCCAGUACCACUACCGAUGUUCAGUUUUACCGGAUCCAGGGGCAGUUUUCGUGGGGAUUUGCACUUUUACGGCAAACAAGGGUUGAACUUUUAUACUGAAACCAAAACUAUUACGUCGUUGUGGAGGAAAGGGGCUGUACCUGCUAGUUCUACGCCUUCAGUUGCUAUGCCUGUACAUAAUUAAAGACUGUUUUUUUUUUUGAUUGAAUAUUUAAUUUUAUUUUGAUAAUAAAAUGGUUUUAUUGGCUCAAAAAG